Aspergillus campestris IBT 28561 is the source of this 1707-nucleotide messenger RNA. RefSeq lists its product as uncharacterized. Bases 1 to 1707 code for a protein of 568 amino acids. The record is from RefSeq and is a predicted model, not a curated record. Gene Ontology annotation, biological process: protein phosphorylation. Lineage: Eukaryota; Fungi; Ascomycota; Eurotiomycetes; Eurotiales; Aspergillaceae. The transcript has a single exon. Gene Ontology annotation, molecular function: protein kinase activity; ATP binding.
AUGGAGGUGCUUGGAACAGUUGUCGGCGUUGCACAGGUAUUUGAAACAUGCAUCAGCACAUAUAAGCUUAUCUGUCUUGCAAACAACGUCGGUAAAGAUGGCGACCAGAUCGUGUCGCGGCUGCAAUGGGAAUAUUAUCGCCUCAUACAAUGGGGCAAAAGAUCCGGAAUUGAAUCCAAUUCCCCUUCGAACCGAGUCAACUGGGAGGUUGCCAAGUCUCUGUUAGAAGAGCAACAGGAGUUGUUGACCUCAGCUGAAAAGCUCAAAUCUAAGUAUAACCUCGACAUUGACGAUGAGAUCCUAACCGCCACAAAGUUGGAAGAAAAGGCUGCCGAGACUUCCUCUAGCUUGACCAGAUUUCUGCGCCAUCUCACAGCAGCAGAGUCAGGUAGCCUUCGAGCGAGGGCCAUCCAAAGCCAGAACAGUCCUCUUCGACGUCUUCGUUGGGCCAGUACGGGGAAAGACAAGACAGACCGUGUGGUUACCGACAUCGCAGAGUUGAACGACCGGCUGGAUUACCUUUUGGAUUCAGUUGAUCGCGAUAGACUCAAUGCCGCGUCAGAGUCGUUGCUCAGAGAUCUUAUCACACACUGUAACAACCCGAACGAAGUGAACACCAUCAAUGCGCUCUUGAAUCCGUCAAUCUCAGACUCGAACCAGGCUCUCGCUGCAGCCGCAUCUUUGCGACAAAUCCGUUUGUUGCUAGCGCCGCCCAAGGGCUCAGAGCAAAGGUCCGAGCCGCGAGGUGCUCUGCAACUCCUGGAGCUUCGUCCCCGACGUCUGACUCCCGAGGACUCGACGCAGACCUUGAAAUACGCGGGUAUCGAGCCCGCAGUUUACAAAGGACAGAACGUCAUUGUGGAGUGGAAAGUCGCCGAAAAUCCAGGAUGGGAUCAGCUCGCCAAAUAUGUCCGCCGACUAGCGCUACUCUUGAGUAAAAUGGAUGAUCCGUCAUUUCAUACUCUCCCAUGGCAGGGGCUAUUACCGUGGCGUGAAAGAUCGCUGUUCGGCUUUGUGUAUAGAUAUCCGGUUCCAACUGAGCAACUCAAGGGCUCCCAUCGUUACGAACUCCUGUACUCCGUGAUCCAAAGUUCUGCAAUCGCCCCGUUAAGCCACCGCGUGAAAAUCGGAAAAGAUAUGGCAGAGACGGUGCUCCAACUUCACACCGCGGGCUGGCUACACAAAGGAAUUCGAUCUGAAAAUAUAAUCGCAUUCUUCGCUCAGAACGAAGAAAUCCUUCCAGAGAAAGCUCAUCUCGUCGGAUUCGAAUAUGCCAGACCCGACUCUACGGAUGGUUUAGCCAUAACCCAGCUCCCCGGUGGUUCUCUUGGAGCGGACCAAUACCGACACCCAAGGGCGCGGGGAGCUCAUCGGAAAUCAUAUCGGAAGGCAUUCGAUCUUUACGCACUAGGCUGUGUUCUUCUUGAGCUUGCGCUGUGGAAGCCGCUGGCGGCGAUACUUGCCGAGACCCAUCCCGCAACUGAUGAAGAGAGAAGACACUCGAAUGGGAGCCCCAUAAACGAAGCCCGAGUGCCAUCACUGCUGUCAUUUCAGACAUGCACAUCAUUGCAGGUGCUUGUCACGCAUUUUGCAGGUAGCAUGUUUUGCGAUGCUAUUGCGCUUUGCUUUGAAGAUCGGGCGUUUGAUGAUAAUAGUCUGGAUAGACAGAAGACGGUUCUCGAAAAGUUAGGGAAAAUCAGUAUAUAA